AGCACCGAACAGAUCCGAACAGUACGGCAAAGCACCUCUUGGGCCGCAGAGCAUGGAGUUGGAAGCGCUGAACCCGCUGGAGCCACAGAGCUCAACGAAGCCAAGAACCACUGGAACCACAACUUGCCGCAGAGCUUGGUAUGUUGCAUCGAUCGCAUCGAUCGCAUCGAUCUUCCUUCUCGGUUUGUUUGGCGCUGGCGUGACCAUCAAAAACCACCAGCUGAGUGGAAAUGUUGAGGCUCUGACAGGUCUAGCCACAGGCUCUCUCUGUACAUACACAGAUUGUGUGGUCAACUUUCUCGGACGCAAUGAUCAUCUCACCUGCAGUGGCGCUGCCAACUCACCGGAGUGCAUCGAGACAUGUUGCACAGAAGAGUUGCAUUGCACAGACCUUGGUGCCGGGUAUUGCACUGGUCUGGGCUUUCGCAAUCGCGAAGUCACUCUUUUGGAUCGAGGACUGCGGCUCCGCACUGGCACCUGCAAAGGCGAGCAGAAUUGCAAGGACGCCUGUUGCCAGAGAUCAUGCGCGGACGUCCCCUGUGACCCAGGUCGCUGUAAGAGGCCAUUUCCACCUGAGAAGUGUACUGACUCGACGUGCCAGGAGCAGUGCUGCUACCACCCAGACAAGUACUGUGGCUUUGGAUUGAAUGCCUGGACUGAAGCAUGCCGCCAGUGUGAGGAUAAAACAGAGUAUUGCGAGGUUGCACUUGGUGGUGUGGACCGGUCUCAAAUUUCCCGACAUGAGUGGAACAGGUUGGUGUUUGAAAAGAUGGACUCGGGUGCCCUGGUUCCUGGAUGUGAGGAAGAUACUUCCCCGAGGUGCCAAGACAACUUGAAGUACCGCCUGAUCUCGAUAUUUUGGCUCCACAGAACAGCUGAAGGCGUUUCUGCAAACACCGUGGCGAUACUGCCUGGGGGUACUGAAGCACUCAGUGGUGGAGAUGAUGGGCAGGUGUGGCAAUGGCGGCUAAGUGAUGGGAAACCACUGAAGAACUUCACUUCAGACAUCGAACCCAUCCUUCAAGUUGCGCCCUUGAACGAUGCAACCUACUUCUGUUCGGCCACGAGAACAGAAGCCGCUAUUUGGUUGCUGCAGCUCCGGGAUGGCUUGGAAAUCAAGGGAAAGUCUGAGCUUCCAGAAGACAAAAGGAAGGGUACCACAACACCCAACAACACUGCCUGCAUUGGGGUCAAUACUUGGGAGACCGUGAUAGUUGGGCAAGACAACAGCUUUGCAGUGAUCUGGCACUGGAAAUUGGAGCGGACCAUGACCGUUCCUUGGGAUCCAACACUUGCCUGGAUACAGCAGAUCGAAGCAGAUGCUGGAUACCACCAGUGGCCGAAAUGGGACAAGAAUGACAAGCUUCAAACAGCGUUCACCAACUGGCGCAAGCACCUCUUCGGCCUGGACGAAAAAUACGAUGCGCAGCGGCUGGAGGUCAACGCUUCUGACUCAUCUAAGUCUUCCAAGCCGACAUCAGAGGCUACAGCAAACCUCCGGCGCUUGAAACGCUCCUCAGGCCCUUGGCCGAAUUGGUUCAGCAACAUCAGGUGGGGUGACAUCCCGAUGUGGUAUUACGCACCAAACAACUGGGGCGAAGUUGUGAGUCUUGCUGCGAUCCCAUCGAACCUUUACUUCGUGGUGGGCUAUGAGUAUGGCAGCAUCCGGAUUUGGAAGACCUACAACGGCUUCAUCCAGGCUGUGAUUCCGAAGGCUCACGCUGGCAGGGUGAACGCGCUCAUGCCUGCACCUGCGGGCGACGUGUUCUGGUCGGGUGGCGAUGAUGGCUGGAUCCGCGAGUGGGAGGCUGGUAGUGGAAAAGCUUUGCGCUCCCACUAUGCAGUUUUCGCGGGCCAAGUUGAAGCACUGGCCAUGAUCCCAGGAGGGAAUGGAUUCUACUCCGGUCAUUCCGACGGGGUCGUUUUAUUCUGGCUUGUUGCAGAGACUGAGUGGCCACUAUGCCAUCUCGAUCCAGAAGGUGGCGUGGUGAAUUCGCUGGACGUAAACCCUGGAAAAAUUGGCCAAGUUGCAGUGGCCUUGGAGAAUGGCCUGGUGAAGGUCUAUGAGCAACGCUGAGGUCGCUCCUGAGGCUACUGACACAGAUCAGACAGGCAAAACCCUAUCAAGAAAAAGUCAGACGAUGAGGCAGCUUCUUUUUCCGGACAUGCUGCUUCAACUUGUUGGUCCAUCACUGUCUUGUUGCAGAGUCAGAACAAAUAGUGAGGGCCUGAAGCCAAGAGAAAUGAAACUGUGGGUGCAAAGACGCCCUGAUGUGCCAUGCUCUGAAAUGAUAUGCCCACAGGGCAACGGCGGAGCUUUGAAUGGCACAAAGUAAAGCUCUUUGGCUUUUUCAUCGCUUGUCUUUGCGAAGACUAUAUAUUUGUUUUAUUCUGUUGUGGUCAGCUCGGCUGGGACACUCAACGUUCAAAGGCCACAGAUAUACGCAAGAUCAUGCAAAUAUGAAUGCAUGUGAGAGAG
Molecule: messenger RNA, 2479 nt
Organism: Cladocopium goreaui
Lineage: Eukaryota; Dinophyceae; Suessiales; Symbiodiniaceae
Source: the annotation of a GenBank genome assembly